Acomys russatus (golden spiny mouse) is the source of this 1215-nucleotide messenger RNA. RefSeq names its product chromosome X CXorf66 homolog (gene CXHXorf66). The coding region runs from base 1 to 1215 and encodes 404 amino acids. The record is from RefSeq and is a predicted model, not a curated record. The transcript has 3 exons. NCBI's taxonomy places the organism in Eukaryota, Metazoa, Chordata, Mammalia, Rodentia, Muridae.
AUGAAGGUUCAUAUUUAUGUCCUGUUCUUGUCCAUUUGGGCAAUUAAUUGUUUCAAUGGAAACAAAACUGACGAAUCAUCUACUACCACUACAACAGGUAUGUUUGAUCAAACCACCAGAUCAACAGGAAUAAAACUGGAUGAUUUUAGAAAACGCUUACUUGGUUUCAUAGUUGGAAUUAUGAUCAUAGCCUUCACCUUUACCUGUUUUUGCCUACUCCAUUAUAAUUGUAUGGUAGAGGAGGCCCCGUCACCAGGAAGACUCAACAAAGAAAAUAUGGCAGCUAUAUCAUCCUGGGUAUCCCAAGUAUCAGCUUGUCAACCUGAUAUGAUAACUGAGGACAUUCUAGAAAAUCAACCUCUAUUAAAUUCAGACCAGAAAUCUGGACCCCCAUGUCAAGAACAACUACCCAUACCAAACAGUGCAGUAAAAUCAGUUGAUCCUUCAAGUCUAGAAAAGCCAUGCAUACCAUCUAAUACACAAAAAUUGAGAUACUCAAAUACGGAAAACUCAUCCAUAUUAUGGAAUGUAAAGAAGUCAAAUAGACAAUUAGAUUCAAACAGGUCAACUAAGCCAUCAAUGCCCCAAAGUUUGCAUAAGUCAUCUUACCUGCACAAGUCAUAUAAAAAAGGUAACCUUAAAAAUUCACAUAAGCUCACCCAUGCCUGUAAAUUAGCUAGUCGAGUCAGUUCAUCUAGUUUAAAGGAUAUCAUACAACCUUGGCUAGCUACGGUGCAAUAUUCAGCUCCGCUAUCCAUGCGAUCUUGUUCAUCACUCUCACAAAGUCAAGAUGUGCCCAUCAAACCACCCAGUAUAAAGAAACCAAGCCAUUCACGUGGACGACAUGAUAGAAAAAAGUCAGUGAGUAGGGGAAAGUCUCUCUUACACAAGCAUACAAAAGCCAAACUUUGCCGACAAUAUAAGGAAAAAUGCCUUACUUGUAAUCCUUCUGGAUCUCUCAGUGAUUUUUCAGUGUCAAAGAAGGCACAUGUUGAAAUUCUUAAUCUUCCAAGGAAAAUGAAGCCAUCGUAUGAGUCUUAUUGUGAGACAGCUUACAACUACAAUGAAACAAGGCGCACGUACAAUGUUUAUCAUGAUAAGAGUACUGAUGCUACGAAAACAUAUGACAGUGAAGGCAGUGAUGAAGAAGUCAUCCUCAUUUAUGACACAAGUCAUGAUCAGGAUACCACAGACAAAGACAUCUUAUAUUAUUAA